Dipodomys ordii (Ord's kangaroo rat) is the source of this 942-nucleotide messenger RNA. Its product is annotated as olfactory receptor 56A4-like. Bases 1 to 942 code for a protein of 313 amino acids. The transcript has a single exon. The record is from RefSeq and is a predicted model, not a curated record. Lineage: Eukaryota; Metazoa; Chordata; Mammalia; Rodentia; Heteromyidae. Gene Ontology annotation, molecular function: G protein-coupled receptor activity; olfactory receptor activity. Gene Ontology annotation, cellular component: membrane. Gene Ontology annotation, biological process: G protein-coupled receptor signaling pathway.
AUGGAUGCAGAAAACAAUAGCUCUUAUAUCCAAUACCCUGACUUUCUCCUCAUCUGCUUCCCUAACUACCAGAGUUGGCAGCACUGGCUGUCUUUGCCCUUCAGCCUCCUCUUCCUGCUGGCCAUGGGGGCCAACAUCACCCUCCUCCUCACCAUCUGCCUGGAUAACUCUCUGCAUCAACCCAUGUACUACCUGCUGAGCCUCCUCUCCCUGCUGGACAUGGUGCUCUGCCUCGCUGUCAUCCCCAAGGUCUUAGACAACUUCUGGUUUGGCAACAAGUCCAUUGGCUUCUCUGCUUGCUUUCUGCAGAUGUUCAUCAUGAACAGUUUCCUCACCAUGGAGUCCUGCACGUUCAUGGUCAUGGCCUAUGACCGCUAUGUGGCCAUCUGCCACCCUCUUCGCUACCCUUCCAUCAUCACAGAUCAAUUUGUGGCCAGGGCUUCUGUCUUUACUGUGGUUCGUAAUGGCCUUCUGACUCUGCCCAUCCCCAUCCUUUCUUCCAAGCUGAGAUACUGUGCAAGAAUCAUUACAAACUGCAUCUGCACCAACCUGUCUGUGUCCAGACUCUCUUGUGAUGACAUUACUUUCAAUCGGCUCUACCAGUUUGUAAUAGGUUGGACGCUGCUGGGGUCUGACUUUGUCCUUAUUGUGAUCUCUUACUCCUUCAUCUUGAGAGUGGUGCUAAGGAUCAAGGCUGAGGGGGCAGUGGCCAAGGCCCUGAGCACAUGUGGGUCCCACUUCAUCCUCAUCCUCUUCUUCAGCACGGUGCUGCUGGUUCUGGUCAUCACUAACCUGGCCAGGGAGAGAAUUCCUCCAGAUGUCCCCAUCCUGCUCAACAUCCUGCACCACCUGAUCCCUCCAGCCCUGAACCCCAUUGUGUAUGGUGUGAGAACCAAGGAGAUCAAGCAGGGAAUCCAGAACAUACUGAGGAGGUUGCAAUAG